Messenger RNA from Rosa rugosa (rugosa rose), 4848 nucleotides. RefSeq names its product putative disease resistance protein RGA4. Bases 137 to 3592 code for a protein of 1151 amino acids. Gene Ontology annotation, molecular function: ADP binding. The transcript has 8 exons. NCBI's taxonomy places the organism in Eukaryota, Viridiplantae, Streptophyta, Magnoliopsida, Rosales, Rosaceae. Gene Ontology annotation, biological process: defense response to other organism. The record is from RefSeq and is a predicted model, not a curated record.
AAGUCAAGGACUCUUGUCAUCAAAAAAGUCGAGGACUAUCGGCCUCUGUGACUAUUGUUUACCAUUGAGAUUCAAUCUCAAAUUGAGAUCGAGAUUCAGAGUGAGAGAGACUCUUGCUUCUAAAGACCACGGAAAGAUGCAUGUACUCUCUGUCCUUACUCCCGUUGCCGGAGGAGUAGUGAGUAAGGUGGCUUUACUUGCUACUGACCAAUUGAGACUCGAAAUCGUCUGCUGUUUCAGCAAAGAGCUAAAUAAACUCAAAGAAUCCUCAAUUCUGAUUGGAAAUAUAAUCCAUGAUGCUGCUCACGAACCUGAAGAUGGGGAUCUGCGGGCAAGGGCCGAGUGGAUGAAGAGGCUGAUAAGCGUAGCUUAUGAUGCAGAAGAUAUCCUGGAUAAAUUUCAAUAUGAAGUUUAUCGGAUCGUUAUAAAGGAGACAAGCCUCGACAAGAAGAUACUCGGCUUCUUCUGCAACAAUCCUCUUGUAUUUCGUCUCAAGAUGGCCCGCAAGAUUUACAAAAUCAACACAUCCUUGGAGGAUCUCAAAAAGGAUGCGGCUGGUGUGGGACUAAUUGUCAGAUCAAAUGGAGGGGCAGCAGCCAGUCAAGGUAUGCAGGACAGGGAAACGACCUCAUUCUUUGAGAAAAAUGAAUUCACCUUCAAAGAUGCAAUCACUGUUGGAAGGGAUCAGGUUGUGUCAGAUAUAAUUGCAACCUUGACCAACUCCAACAAUCAAGAAAAUAUUCUUUCAGUGAUGGCCAUUGUGGGAUUGGGAGGCCUAGGUAAAACAACUUUGGCUCGCUUAAUUACCAACCAACUGAAAGAAGGUGAAAUGGGAAAGCAUUUUGAUACAACGCUCUGGGUGUAUGUAUCUAAUACUUUUCAUGUCAAUUCAAUUUUACAUCGAAUGGUGCAAUUAUGUGGCGUGACAGGAACAGACCCUUCAAAUCGAGAAGCAUUGAUUGGAAGCCUCCAGCAGAAGUUGAAAGAGAAAAGGUAUUUUCUCGUACUUGAUGACGUUUGGAAUGAGGAUGCUAAUAAUUGGAAUGAUUUGAAGAGUUGUUUGUUGCAACUAAAUUCUGCCAAAGGAAGCUCUGUGAUUGUCACCACCCGUAGAUCCAAUGUUGCAUCAAUCAUGGAAACACUUCCUAGGUGGAAUUUAGAAACUUUAUCGGAUGAUGAAUGUUGGUCCAUAUUGAAGGAUAGAGCAUUUGCAGAUCCUAAUGCUCCCAUAGCUUCAGAACUAGAGGAAAUCGGAAGGGACAUUGCCAAAAAGUGUGCUGGUCUUCCAUUGGCGGCAAAGGUUUUGGGAAGCUUGUUGCAUUCUAAGAAAAGUAGGAACGAAUGGUUGUCAAUUCGGGAAAGUCAAAUAUGGCAAUUAUCAUCCGACAAUGAGGAUAGCAGGAUCAUGUCGGUUUUGAAGUUGAGUUUUGACAAUUUGAAAUCACCACUGAAACAAUGUUUUGCAUAUUGUUCCAUGCUCCAGAGAGGUUCCUCAAUUGAAAGAGAUAACUUGAUCCAACUAUGGAUGGCUCAAGGUUUUCUCCAUCCUUCUCAUGGUCACAAAACCAAGCAAGAGAUUGAAAUGGAGGAUAUAGGCAAUAAGUAUUAUGAGACUCUACUGGAGAACUCCUUAUUUCAAGAUGCUACAAAGGAUAAGGAUGGUGUUAUCAUCACCCAAUGCAAGAUGCAUGAUCUUGUGCAUGAUCUUGCAAACGAAGUAUCCAAGUGUGAGAGCUUGACACCAGACUUCACUCAUGAGGAGAAUGAUCAUGAUAUACUUAUUCGACAUGUUGCACGGAUUCCUACUCCAACACUAGAAGAAAUGUCAGAAAGAAGUAUUUCAAGACUGCGAUCACUCUUUUCAAAUGACCCUGUCUCUAAUACCAUUUUCCAAAAGCUUACAAGUUUACGUGUCUUAAGUUUCUCUAGUUAUGAGAUUGAGAAGUUGCCAAAUUUACUCGGCAAGCUGAAGCACUUGAGGUAUCUAGAUUUUUCCAGUACAAACAUUGAAACACUCCCAAAGUCUAUUGGCAAGCUCUAUAACCUCCAAACAUUGAGAUUGCCGCUGGGUCUCAAAGAGUGUCCAAAGGAGAUUCAAAAUUUGAUCAACUUGAGGCAUUUUUAUUUUGGUAAGGAAAUGAAAUUUGAGGCUGGGAGUUUGGGGCGAUUAACUAAUCUCAGAAGAUUGCCUCCCUUUAAUGUGGGUAAGGAGAGAGGUCUUGCAAUCAAGGAGUUGGGUGGGUUGAACCAAUUGAGAGGCCACUUAAUUAUUGAUGGGCUAGAACAUGUUAGGGAUGGAGAAGAAGCAAAGAAGGCUUUCUUAGUGGAGAAGAGUCACUUGAGCAAGGUAACAUUUAAAUGGACAUCCCAGCGACCUAAUGUAAGUGAGAAGGAUGUACUAGAUGGCUUGGAACCUCAUGGUAACUUGCAAAGCUUGAAAAUUAAGAAUUUCACUGGUGCCAGAUUUCCGUCAUGGAUAAUGAGUCUCCAAAAUUUGAAGCAGAUUCGAUUAGUCUACUGCAACAAUAGUGUGGGAGCUGACUUUUAUGGUACUAGUACAACUUUAUUUCCGGCACUGGAAACAUUAGACAUCCGUGCCUGCGAAGAGCUCAUUGAAUGGAUGGAAGCACCGAGGAUAUCAGCUGAAGGAGAAGUCGUGGUAUUUCCCUGCCUUCGAUCAAUGAAAAUUACGGGGUGUAAUAAGCUGAGGCAUUUGCCGCAUGGGCUAGACAGACUCACUCCUCUUGAGACAUUGAGAAUAAAUCAUUGUAACGGCCUAGAGUCGAUUCAGAUCACACACGGCAUCGCAUCUCUCCGUCAAUUGAACAUCUCUAAUUGUUGGAGAUUAUCAAGCCUAGAGGUUGGGCUCGAUUACUGCACCUUUCUUCAGGAGUUGCAUAUAUAUGGUUGCCCUAAUCUAAUGUCAAUUCCAACCACACAUGGCAUGCCGUCUCUCCGGAAAUUGACGAUUAAUGAGUGUGGGGGAUUGUCAAGCCUAGGAAGUGGGCUCAACUACUGCACCUCUCUUCAGGAAUUGGAGAUUGAGAGAUGUCAGAAUCUAACAUCAAUUCCAAUCACACAGGGCAUCACAUCUCUCCGGAGCUUGACGAUUGUUUCUUGUCAGAGAUUAUUAAGCCUACCGAGUGGGCUCCAAUUCUGCACCUCUCUUCAGCAUCUGGAAAUUGGUCUGUUCUGGAAGGAGCUGGACGCCUUCCCUGAUUUUCAGCUUCCUCCACCACAUGAUUCACAACUUGAAGACUUAAAGCUGACAGGGUGGCCUAAGCUCAAGUCUCUGCCCCAACAAAUUCAGCACUUGACAUGUUUAAAAGAACUCUGGAUAAGUUAUUUUGAGGGACUAGAGGCUCUUCCUGAGUGGUUGGGAAAUCUUACAUCUCUUGAGUCUCUGAGAAUCUCAUACUGUGAGAAUCUCAAGUAUCUACCUACACAAAAUUCUAUGAAAAACCUCAACAAAUUGAAGACGCUCUACAUUGAUGAUGGAUGUCCCCUGCUCAAAAAAGGAUGCACCAAGGAGACUGGCCCAGAAUGGCCCAAGAUUUCUCACAUUCCAAAAGUUUCCAUCUCAAGAUGGUAAAGCUACGGAUUGCCUGCCUUACUGAACUAGAAUGUCCGGUCACAUUUCAAGAGGAAAAUACAUUAUCAAUUGAUUUCAUUCAGUUUACAAGGCUCUAUCAUAUUUAAUGGGAAGAUCAGAUGAUGCUGAGUGGGUGAAGAUCCAGUCGCAGUAGUUCAAUCACCUUUCCCAUGCCAUGUACGGGUUAUUUGAUAUGUUCCAUUGAAGAUGAGGCAUAGCAUCAGCUCUAUGAAUGAGGAGUAUCCACCUAAAGUGGAAGCUAUGCAAUCAAAAUAUGCACUGAGGACAGCCAACGUGAGUGGCUGACAUCUUAUAUUCCAAAGGUCUGCGUUGAAGCUAUGAGAGACCUCCAUAAACUAGCGCAGAUUCAUGGGGUUCAAGUUCUAAAGGAAACAAGUGCCUUGAGUGUCUGAAAUUUCAGUUGUGCUCGAUGAUUUCCAUUCACGUUCUAAGUUAAACCAGUUCCUAAAAUCAUUGUUAUUUACUUACUACAGUUUUUCCUGGGGCUGGCUUUAUAGUUGUUUUGGCAUAAUUUGUAAUUUCUCACCAGGCCGCAAUAUCUUGUUCAAAUGGAACAACUUAACUGGAUCUGGUGAGAACUAAAUUCAGAUUGUCCCAAGGAUCAAGGAAUUGGAGCACCCAAAUUCGUGAUCUCAGGUUGCUGCUGUUUGUUUGGCUCUUGCAAAGGCUGGUAACUUUGCCCUAUAUUGAAAACAAACUCCAUCUGCAUCUUGGAUAAGCCAUUUAGUCAAGCAUGCAAACAAGCCUUCUAUUAUCUGCGAGCUGUAUGAAGAACCUCCUGUUACAGAUUUCGCAUUUUUGUGCUCUCAUGGUGUUUCUAUGAAAGCUUAACUAAUGGAGCAACAAACGAGUUCUGGAUGAACCAGACAAUUGGGUACCGUGGGCUUGUUUAUGAGUUACUCGUAUAUGUUGUGGAGCUUAUUGUGAGCUUCUCGGCAGUUCUUUUACUUUCGAGUAUCAAGGCAUAUUUUUGGAGAUUUUCAAUUAUCUGUGGCUUGGUAAAAAUGGCAUCAGUUGUGGUGGUCUAAAAUAUUCUUAUGUUCCUCCAGUGUUCGUCUCUUGGUUGUAAAUGUUCAUGGAGAACUGGGAGAUCAAAUGUUUGUGAGCUUUUGGUGUAAUUUGGGUUCUCUGUUGAGAAGGGUUUUGAGAAAAUAUGAGAUUAUUUGACAAAGAACGUGUUAGUGUAUUAUUGCUGUGGAAGUAGCCCAAAUUGGGGUGAGCCACAUUUACCUCUU